Messenger RNA from Stegodyphus dumicola, 2062 nucleotides. RefSeq lists its product as uncharacterized. NCBI's taxonomy places the organism in Eukaryota, Metazoa, Arthropoda, Arachnida, Araneae, Eresidae. The record is from RefSeq and is a predicted model, not a curated record.
UCCGAUGCUUCAGUUCAAUGACGCAUCGCCGUCUGCUUAAUGACGUCACUUGACUCACAGAAGUGGGAGAAAUAAAGACAUUAUUAUUUCCAACUGGGUUGUGUGUGUGAAAAUAGUGACAGCACUGUUUAUUAUUAAUUUAAAUAAAAGCUAUACUGAACUCUAUGAAUAAUGCCAUCUAGUGAAUGUGCCGUAGCUACAUGUAAUAAUUAUUAUGCAAAAACCAAAGGAAAGGGAGUAUGUUAUCACAGGUUUCCCAAAAACAAAAAAAUCGUAGACCAUUGGAUAGCUGCUUGUAAGCGAGAAGAUGAAUUUAAAAUUGAAAAUGCGACUAUUUGCUCAAUUCAUUUUAAAGACGAGGAUUAUCAAAGGGAUUUACGAAAUGAACUUUUGGGAAUACCGCUUCGAAAAUUUUUAAAAGAAGAUGCUAUACCGACUAUAAAUUUACCUAAUGUUCAAAAAAGAAAAUUAUCUGAACGUCAUGAACGACAAGGAAAGCGUCAAAGAAAACCAGAAAUAAAGCCUUUAUUAGAAAAAUCUCCAGCAUUUAUUGACAAUGAUGAUGAUGAUGACAAUAAUAGGCAAGAAGAAUCAGUUAUGUCUUUAAAAUAUGAUCAGCUUUUACAAGAAAUAAAACGGCUGAAAGCUAAAAAUAAUAGCUUACGAAAUGAUAAUUGCAUUCUUUUGAAAACGCUUAAAACUCAGAAUGAAUCUCUAAAAAAAGAAAAUUUGCUUCUGAAACAAAGUUUAGAAAAAUGCCGUCGAUUAAUCAAGAAGCAUGCUAAAGAGAAAUUAGAAUUUACCAAAAGCAUUCUUUCAAAAAUUUUUACACCAGGUCAAAUAAAGAUAUUAUUAGGUGCUAAGCGAGUUGUAUGGAACUCAAAAGAUUUUGUUGCUGCUAUAGCUUUAAGAACUGUAUCUCGAAAGGCAUAUAUUUAUUUAAAAAAUCAAAUGAAAAUUCCACUACCAGGACUGUCAACUCUACGAAAGUGGGAAAGCAAAUUGUCUUUUCAACGAGGCUUGCAGUCAGUAGCAUUAGAAUUAGUGAACAAUAAAGGAAAAGAAUUAACUGAAGUUUCAGAAAUAGUUAGAAAAGUUGAAAGUCAGGAAUUAGAAGAGAGACUGAAUGAGCAGCGUAAAGCAGUACAAGUUAGUAAAAGCAACGAUCCAACUGUGAUAGAAAAGGAGCAGGAAUCCUAUGUAAAACAGCACCAGUUUCUGUUUAAAUUACUCACAAAAGAUGUUCGACCAAGAGAAAAUACAUCAGAAAUAGUGAAAGAAGCUGAAUGUCAGGAAUUAGAAGAACGGCUGAGUGAACAACUUAAAACAGUGGAAGUUAAUAAAACAAAUGAUCCAGCUGUGAUAGAAAAGGAGCAGGAAUCCUAUGUAAAACAGCACCAGUUUUUAUUUGAAUUACUCACAAAAGAUGUUCAGCAAAGAGACUCUGUAGAAAAACACCAGUCUCAGCUUAAUGCAGUCAUAAAUGAUGAUCAGCAAAGAGAAACUAUAGCACAGCACCAGUCUCAGCUUAUUGCAGUCACAAAUGAUGAUCAGCAAAGAGAAACUAGAUUAACAAUUGCAAAACAAGAAUUAAAAAAAGAUGCAGAGAAUGAAACUUCAUCAGGAGAGUGUACUAUUUCUAGUAAAAUUGUAGAUCCUGCUGGAAAUAUAAUUGGUGAAAGCAUAAUCACUGUGGAGAAUAAUGAAAGAUUCAAUCUGCCUGCAGUUGUCCAAAUGACUGAAAUGAAGGAGCAUCAUACUGUAAUUAAUAUUAAAAAAGAAAGGCUCUCUCCUGUAAAUGUUAUAGAGCAGCAGUCUUGAAGUUGCCAACUGUACAGAUUUCCAAGGAGAAAGAAUUCUAAAAAGAACACAUGAGAAUGAGAAGUAACUUAUUAUGCAUCCUGCAAUUCCUAAAUUAAUAUCAUCAUGAACUGUGAUUAGGUUUAUUUUUAAUUUUUCCAGUUAUUUAAAAAUUAAUUUUAUAUUUUCAUAAUUGUACAUAAAAUACAGUCAAAAGUCGUUAAUCCGGACUUGUCGGGACUUCGGCGAUUCCGGAUUAUCG